This is a messenger RNA of Camellia sinensis, 363 nucleotides long. NCBI's taxonomy places the organism in Eukaryota, Viridiplantae, Streptophyta, Magnoliopsida, Ericales, Theaceae. The record is from RefSeq and is a predicted model, not a curated record.
AUGCGAAUUCCUGUAUUGAUGUCAGUUGCUAAUGAAGCCAAACACCUCAUCCUUAAAGACUACGAAACUGCUCGUGUGGAUGUCCUAAAACUUGACCUCUCAAUCAACUCAAUUAAAGCCUUUGUUAAUCACUUCAACUCUCUCAAUCUUCCCCUCAACAUCUUAAUUGCUAGUGUUAUGUUUUUCCCAUACCAGCUAUUUGAAGACGGAAUUGAGAUGCAAUUUGCAACAAAUCAUCUUGGUGUUGGUAAUAGUAGUUAUGGUGGCAUGGUGGUAACGACAGUGAUUGUGGUAGAGAUGGUGUGUACCUGGGUGAUAGUAGUGGUGGUGGUGGCGGCGGCGGUGAGGGGUGAAUGGUGGUGA